AGUAAGUGCUUCAUCCAGUGCACAUCAUCCAAAGAUGAAACCAAUGGCAUUAGACAUACUCGUUUUCCUACUCUUCCUCUUCUCACAUGAUUUCCACUUGAAAUGCAAGGCCGAGACAGAAGCAGAGGCACUUCUGAAAUGGAAGAAUAGCUUGUCCAAUCCUGAAUCUCUGAGCUCAUGGAGCCUGACCAACUCCACCAACCACUGCCACUGGUUUGGCAUCACUUGCAACACGGCCGGUAGCAUAGUUGAGCUCAACUUGCCAGACUGCAGCCUCGAUGGCAACCUCGACGAGCUAGAUUUUACUUAUCUAUCAAAUCUCACCAAACUCGACCUCAGCGGAAAUACUCUGACUGGUUCAAUCCCAAGAACCCUCUCUGCUCUCGACAAGCUCACUUCAUUGGAGAUCAGCAACAAUGGUUUAGAGACUUCAGAUUUCUCCGAGUUCAAAGCCAUGCCAACAUUAACACACCUUUCACUCAGAUCAAACAACUUUCCAACAAUGGAAUUGCCAUCCUUCAUACUCAAUUGCACUAAUCUAACCGUCCUUGAUCUAUCAGUUAAUGAGUUCAAUGGAACAAUGCCAGAUUCCCUUGGAACCAAUCUGGUCAACCUUCGGUGCCUGAAUCUCUCCUUCAACUCAUUCUCUGGGUCAAUACCUUCAAGUAUAGGAAACAUGGCUUCACUAGAGCACUUAGACAUGAGUUUUAAUUUAUUGGAGGGGAAGCUACCAAGCACCAUGUCUCAGCUUGAGAACCUCACGUACCUAGAUUUAUCAAAUAACAAGUUAAAUGGCGCCAUCCCUGCGGGUCUCGGACAAGGGGGUCUACUCUACCAUGCCGAUUUCAAGAACAACGCAUUCUGGGGGGUGCUGUCGGAGUCUCUGUGCAGUGGAUUCAAGCUCCAGUACCUCGAUGUCAGCUAUAACAAGUUUUAUGGAGCACUGCCGUCUUGCUUGCGCAACUGCACCGGAUUAAAACAAAUCGUGUUGACUGACAACUAUUUCAUGGGAGACAUAUCAAAGGCAUUCGGUUUGCAUCCGAAGCUCAUUUCUUUGUAUCUCAAAGGGAACCAGUUGACCGGAACUCUGUCUACAGAUUGGGGACAGUGCACUAGCUUGAUUUCCUUGAUUAUUGAAGACAAUAAUAUAUCUGGUGAGAUUCCAAAGGAAUUUGGCAACAUGAGAAGCCUGCAAGAACUGAGCUUAGCUUCAAACAUCCUGACAGGGGAGAUACCACAAGAAUUGGUAAACUUGAGCUCGUUAUGGAGUCUCAAACUCAACAACAAUAUGCUAUCAGGCCAUAUCCCAAGAAUUAGCCUCACGACUCCGCUCAUUGUUCUCGAUUUGUCAGGAAACAAACUAUCAGGACAGAUUCCAGCAGAGAUCGGAAACUCCAGCUCGUUAUCAUCACUUGAUCUCAGCGACAACUUGUUAGCGGGUCAUAUAUCAGAGAAGCUUGGUGACCUUACGAAUUUAAUGCAACUAGAUUUGAGCAGCAAUGAAUUAUCUGGGUCAAUUCCUUCCAGCUUAGCAAGGCUUAAAGCUUUGCAGCAGCUCAAUUUGUCUUACAACAACCUCGCAGGUCAAAUCCCUGAAGCAUUCUCAGGCAUGUAUAGUCUAUACUCCAUUGAUUUCUCUUAUAAUAAGCUAACAGGGCCGAUUCCUUCUGCGAUAGUUUUCUACCGAUCAUACGAGGCUUAUUUCGGUAAUGCUGGUUUGUGUGGAGAUGCUUUGGGUUUACUCUCGUGUGGGUUCAGUACCUCAGACCAAGGAUCUCAUAAGAAACACACAACACUACUUAUCGCCAUCACUGUCCCGGUGGCUGGAUGUUCCCUGAUGCUGCUAGUCGCCAUUGCAACAGUAUGCCGUAGACAUCGAACCAGCAAAGUCACCGAAACUGAAAACCAUUCCUUAGUGUGGGAUACAGGUCUCAAGUUUAAAUUCACAGAUGUCAUGGAAGCCAUUGAUGACUUCAAUGAAGCAUACUGCAUAGGAGAAGGAAGUUUUGGGGUUGUGUACAGGGCUGAACUGCCCUCUGGCCAAGUAUUGGCUGUGAAACGACAGCAUUUUUCUGAUGAGAGUGACAUUCAGGAAAACAAUGUAAGAAGUUUCCUAAAUGAGAUCAAAUUUUUGUUGGAGGUGAGGCACCGCAAUAUUGUCAAGCUGCACGGAGCUUGCACAAAGAAGGGUGUGAUGCACUUGGUAUUUGACUAUGUGGAGAGAGGAAGCUUAGGCGAUGUCCUAUACAGUGUGCUUGGGGGAUUGACAUUCGAUUGGGCAAUGAGAGUGAAUGUGAUCCAUGGAGUGGCUCAUGCUGUAGCUUACCUUCACAAUGACUGCUUGCAAAACAUUGUCCAUCGAGAUAUAUCGAUAAACAAUGUCUUGUUAGACAAUGAUUUUGAGCCGAAGGUCUCUGAUUUUGGAACUGCUAAGAUGCUGAAACAUGAUGCAUCUAGUUGGACUGCUGUUGUAGGCUCCUAUGGUUACAUUGCUCCAGAGCUUGCAUACAUGACCAAGUUCACGGACAAGUGUGAUGUAUAUAGUUUCGGAGUGGUAACACUGGAGGUUAUGAUGGGAAUGCAUCCUGGAGAGCUCCUUUUGAAUCUACCAUCAAUGUCAUCAUCCUCCCAAGGAAAUGAUCUAUUGCUGAAAGAUGUGUUGGACAACAGGUUACUCCCUCCCACAGGCCAAUUAGCUGAACAAAUUGUGUUCAUAGUGAAGGUUGCUCUAGCUUGCACUCAGACUGAUCCUGCAUCAAGGCCCACAAUGCUUUCCAUAGCUCAAGAGCUGUCAACCAGGAAAAAGUCUUACCUUUCUGAGCCACUGGGAACUAUCAGCUUCAAGAAUCUCUUACAGGUUUCAAGAAGCGGUGUACUAUUGAAAUGAGGCAUGGUCUUAAGCUUAUGAAGAGUCUUUGGAGGGACAGUGAGGUUCUGGCAAAACAGAGCUCAACUAAAGAUGAGGUUGUGUCAAAUAAUUUGCUAAUGUUUUGUCAUAUAGAUGCUGCUUGUUUCUUAUACCAACGUUGUUGGAUGUGUUAAUAUAUUAUUUUUCAUAUGCAUAGUAUAUUAGGUUACCGCUGAAUAUCAUGUAUGUCUAUGCUGGGGAACAGAGCAGGGCGUAAGAAUUAAAAUCCAAGUUGGUUUUCAGUUA
Molecule: messenger RNA, 3154 nt
Organism: Dioscorea cayenensis subsp. rotundata (Guinea yam)
Lineage: Eukaryota; Viridiplantae; Streptophyta; Magnoliopsida; Dioscoreales; Dioscoreaceae
Product: MDIS1-interacting receptor like kinase 2-like
Exons: 2
Coding region: 35-2887 (950 amino acids)
Biological process (GO): protein phosphorylation
Molecular function (GO): protein binding; protein kinase activity; ATP binding
Source: RefSeq, a predicted model, not a curated record